Molecule: messenger RNA, 2232 nt
Organism: Chenopodium quinoa (quinoa)
Lineage: Eukaryota; Viridiplantae; Streptophyta; Magnoliopsida; Caryophyllales; Amaranthaceae
Product: histone-lysine N-methyltransferase ATXR6-like
Exons: 8
Coding region: 137-1495 (452 amino acids)
Molecular function (GO): protein binding
Source: RefSeq, a predicted model, not a curated record
UAGGUUUUCAAUCAAUAACAAUUGUUUGAAUAAACAUAUUUGUUGGUCAAAACUUUUGAAAAUGGUACCUAAUACAUGAGAUACAAUUGUACUCGUAUAUUAUUGACAAUUACGACUCGUAAACAAAUGCACAAAUAUGAUGUUUUUUUUUUUUUUUUUUUUUUGUUGGAAACAAAAUACGAUGUACUUCAUAUUGAACAUAGACCAAGAUUUUAGAUUUGGGUUACAUUACUUACAUACCCAGAUUUUGGCCAUUUCAAUAAUCCUUCUCUCCAAAGUCAAAAGCACCUUUUACCGCCAAAACUGUUUCACAAACAUACCGCGAAACCAAAAUAAUCUCCCGCCAAACACCUUCACUCCUCUUAUACCCCCAACAACACCACCAAAUUCAUCACUAUUCCCCGCCUUUCUACUCUCUCUCUCCUCCAUUUCAAUGGCUUCCGCAGCUCUUCGCCGAAGAACCCGAGCUCCGAAACCCGUCUAUAAACCCCCUUCACCAUCACCUGAAUCAGAAUCUGAAUCUGAGUCAGAUUUGGACUUUGAAGAUGUGAGCUGUGAAGAGUGUAGAUCUGGGAAGAAUGCUCCUGAUUUGUUGCUAUGCGACGGAUGCGAUAAAGGGUACCAUUUGUAUUGUCUUAAACCCAUUCUUGUUGCUGUUCCUAAAGGUUCCUGGUUUUGCCCAAUUUGCUCUGGUGCCAAGAAGCUCAAAACAUUUCCUUUGGUGCAGACUAAAAUUGUUGAUUUCUUCAGAAUACAAAAGUCACCUGUAGAAGAUGAAAAGACAAUGGCAGAUUCUCGCAAAAGAAAGAAGCGCUCUAGUAGCUUUGUGGUGUCAAAAAAGAGCAGGAAGUUGUUGCCCUUUAACCCAACUGAAGACCCUAAUCGGAGAUUGGAGCAGAUGGCAUCUUUAGCUACCGCGUUGAUGGCAACUGGGACCGAAUUUAGCAAUGAGCUCACUUAUGUCCCUGGCAUGGCUCCUAGAUCAGCAAACUGUGCUGCUUUAGAGGAUGGAGGAAUGCAGGUCAUGUCAAAAGAAGACACCGAAACCUUGCAUCUGUGCAAGAAAAUGAUGGAAAGAGGGGAUUGGCCUCCCCUCCUAGUUGUCUUUGAUCAUAAAGAAGGGUUCACAGUACAGGCAGAUAAAUCCAUUAGGGACUUGACAAUUAUCACAGAAUAUAUUGGAGAUGUUGAUUACCUCCGGAACCGUGAAAAUGAUGAUGGGGAUAGCAUUAUGACAUUACUUUCAGCUAGUAAUCCUUCACAAAGCCUCGUGGUCUGCCCUGACAAGCGCAGUAACAUUGCACGCUUUAUCAAUGGCAUCAACAACCACACUCGGGAGGGGAAGAAGAAGCAGAACUUGAAGUGUGUAAGAUAUGAUGUCGGUGGUGAAUGCAGAGUUUUGCUAAUUGCAAAUAGGGAUAUACGUAAAGGAGAGAGGCUCUAUUAUGACUAUAAUGGACUUGAGAAUGAAUACCCAACUCAGCAUUUUGUAUAACAUCGAUCUCCAUUGUUCCUAUCAUACCUAAACAUAGAGAUGGAUUGAAUUUACUUCUGACCUUGAGCGGUUGAGCCCCAUUUUUGGCUUCCCUGAAUCCCUGAUGUGCCGAGUUACAAUCUGUAAGCUGUAUAUGUAGUCCGUAGGUGUCUUCUGCAUGUCAGUUCAUAAUGUAGAAUUGUAUUCUUUUUCUUGAGCAAAUUUAAAAAAUCAAAGUUAAUUGCUGAUUCAUAAUUGCAUACUACAUUUUUUUUUUGUACGAGUAUUAGCUAAAUCUAAGCUAAAGCUCCCAAAAAUUAUACAAAAAAUUUGACGAUCUUAAGGUAGUAUUUCUCAUUUGAGAAUUGAGAUCAAUUCCAUAUACGGAGUACAAAAUAGAGGAAAUAUUACAGGACUACUAUAGAUGAAUACUGACAAGUAUGUGCUGAUCAAGUCAAGUCAAUAUACUAGUAUUAAAUUUAUGCUAAGUCUACGGUGGGUGACAUGUACUGAUAUAAAUCUACCCUACCAAGUUGGCAGAAGUUUCCUCAAGAUUGCAAAAUCAAUUCUGAAUUCUUAAUUAUUCAGCUCUGAAACCAGCAACUGCUUCGUUGAUAUACAGUUCCUCUUUUCUGCACUCUUUGCCAAAAUUCGCUCUUACAUGUGAAAUAUAAAAAAAUUCGUAGCAGGCAGAAGAAUUACAAUUCAACAUGCUGACAUACCAUUGAGACUGCAGUCAUAAUCUGAUCAGUUGGGAC